AUUAGAUAGAAUUGAAAAACUACUAUUAGAAAUUUCCAAUCGUCUAGAUAAUUUAGAAUCACACGUAUGGCAACAAGCAGAACAAUAUUAUGAAAAUAUCGACGUGGAUGAUGAAAUGGAAGAAAUGUCAGAGGACGAAAGUGCAAAACCAAUAGAUAAUAAUAAAAAACAAGAAAUUACAUCUGAAAAAGAGGUUACAACAACAAGACGAAUAUUAGACGCAGUUCAACAGAUUAUGGGUAGACUCGAAAUGUUAGAACAAAAAGCGAAUAAUAAUAAUCACAACAAUAAGUCAAAUGAUGAAACAAGUUCAAGUAGAGGUUCCUCUAGUGGGAAAAAUAAAGAAACAAGUGUACCCGUAACAAAAGAUAGGGAAAAAAUAUUUCGUAAUAACAAAAUUAAUAAUAUAGUAACCAAUAAUCAAAAUAUAAACAAUAACAAUACUGAAAUAAACAUUAACAUUAAAGACAAUGAUAACUCCUUUUUUAAACUAGCAACACACAAUGUAAGAGGCUUUAACGAUUUUGUUAAGCGUAACCUUUUUUAUAAUUACAUUAAAAAUAAUAGAAUAGAUAUAAUGGGCAUAUCAGAAACUAAAUGUAGUGAAAACAAAGAAAAAUGGUUCAUGGAUGAUAAAGACAAAUUUAGAAUACACUGGUCAUCAGGUGGGGCUGGAUCUGGAGUAGCUUUAAUUUUUUCGAGGGAACUCAACAAAUAUGUAUGUAACGUCAAAAAAUACAAGGGAAGAGCAAUUUCUGUAAAUUUAGCUCUACCAAAAAAGAAUAAAAUGCGUAUCAUACAAAUAUACUUAUCCAGUAGGAAAAAAGAAAACAAAGAGGUCAUUUUACAAAUCGAAACCUGGAUAGCGCAAGCACAAAAAUAUAACAAUUAUAAG
Diversispora eburnea is the source of this 895-nucleotide messenger RNA. NCBI's taxonomy places the organism in Eukaryota, Fungi, Glomeromycota, Glomeromycetes, Diversisporales, Diversisporaceae. The record is from the annotation of a GenBank genome assembly.